This is a messenger RNA of Pecten maximus, 1994 nucleotides long. Its product is annotated as cytochrome P450 2C37-like. Gene Ontology annotation, cellular component: intracellular membrane-bounded organelle; cytoplasm. Bases 180 to 1664 code for a protein of 494 amino acids. The transcript is spliced from 6 exons. Gene Ontology annotation, molecular function: heme binding; iron ion binding; oxidoreductase activity, acting on paired donors, with incorporation or reduction of molecular oxygen, reduced flavin or flavoprotein as one donor, and incorporation of one atom of oxygen. Lineage: Eukaryota; Metazoa; Mollusca; Bivalvia; Pectinida; Pectinidae. The record is from RefSeq and is a predicted model, not a curated record. Gene Ontology annotation, biological process: xenobiotic metabolic process.
GUUCGUUAGGGUUGAUCAACAUUUUUGAAGCACGAUUCUUAUAUAAGUAUAUUAUAGUGAUAAAGGCUAGAGACACGGUAAAGUGUGCGAUUCACCGUCAACAACACCCACCCAAGGGCUGCUAAAAUGUAAACACCGUGCAAGUUGAAGUGCCUGAAAUCGAGGUCAGAUACCCGAAUAUGUUGGAUGCACUAUUCAGCAUGGAUCCUUUGACUGUCGUUCUGGGUAUAUUAUCUGUCUUGUUUCUCUUAAAACUGAUGCAUGUUUCUGACAAUGGUCCACCAGGACCUACUGGAUACCCACUUGUUGGAAACUUCCCACUGUUAAUGUCUGGAAACAGACCGAAAUUAUUCGAUCAACUACGACGGAAAUAUGGUGACGUGUUCAGCUUACAGUUAGGCAGUCGACGCAUGGUGGUUAUCAAUGGCUACGAGGCUCUGAAGGAAGCAUUUGUAAAGCAAGCUGAUGUCUUCUCAGAAAGGCCACAAGCCGACUACGCCUCAAUACGGACUAGUAAUUGCAAAGGUAUUGUCCGUAGUUCAGGGGAGUUUUGGAAGAACACAAGGACAUUUAGCAUGCGAGCGCUGAGAGAGUUUGGAUUUGGAAAAAGGUCUCUGGAGACAAACAUUCUCGAAGAGGUAUCAGUCUUUCUUGAAGUCAUCGGGAAAAGCUAUGGAAACGCAUUUUCCUUAGGAACAAUCGCACAGAUCAGUGUUUCCAACAUCAUUUGCAGCAUUUCAUUUGGUGAGAGGUACACACACGAUGACCAGAAUUUCAAGAAGCUUAUGAUGAUGAUAGACAACCAUGUAAAACUACUUUCCAAAGCGGCCAUUUCAACGUUCUUCCCAGUGGUCAGAUAUAUUCCUGGUGAUGUAACUGGAGUGGAGGCGAUGGGUACGACUUAUGACAAUAUAAAGCGAUUUCUGCAAGAACAAAUAGACAAACACCGGGCUACGUUUCAAAUAGAAAACGUCAGAGACCUUAUCGACGCCUUCAUAUUGGAGGAAAUGACUCGUGGGAAGACCGAUUACUUGGAGGAUGAAAAUUUGGCAAUAGUGUUAUACAAUUUGUUUGUUGCUGGAACUGAAACAACAUCUACAACAAUCAAGUGGGCUAUUUUGUAUCUUAUUUCGAACCCACACGUACAGACUAAAUUACGUAAUGAAAUUAACGACGUCAUAGGAUUGUCAAGGGCGCCAUCGAUGACGGACAAACCGGAAAUGACGUACAUGGAUGCGUUUAUGCAUGAAACAUUUCGAAUGGGUAAUUUAGUACCAUUCUCUCUACUACAUGGGGUAAAAAAGGACGUCACUUUCAAGGGUUACACUAUACGUAGGGAGGACCUUGUAGUUCCUAACCUUGAUUCUGCCUUAUUUGACGAAUCCCUGUUUGAAGAUCCUCGUACCUUCAACCCAGACAGAUUUAUCGGCGAAGACGGAAAGCUCAACGGAAAAGAACACACAGUUCUAGCAUUUUCUUUAGGAAGAAGAGUAUGUUUCGGCGAAAGUCUAGCGAGGAUGGAAGUCUUCCUGUUCCUGACGUCGCUGCUGCAAAGAUUCAAGCUUCUACCAGAAGAUGAUGAUAGCCUACCAUCGCUUGAACCAAUAGCCGGAGUAGUUAAUCACCCUCAACAAUUCAGGUUCAAGGCCAUCAAAGCUAACUAACCACUGUAAGAUAUAGUUGCGGAUUUUACUAAAAUCAUGACAUACGUUACACGUGAUACAUGCAUUGUGAUCUGUGCGAUAAUAAUGUGGGUGAUCAAUAUUUUCACAUGCCGUGAUAGAUAAGUAUUACUAAUACCACGUGCAUCAGCUUGUUGCGUACAUAGCACUGCAAUGAUGUCAACAUGAUAAAGCUAGAAUAUUUUUUCUAAGAGAAGAUAAAAAGUUAUUGGUGUAAGCAUGCCGACAUUAAUUAUUCAGAAACUGAAGCUAAACCUGUUACAAUACGUUGUUGUUGUUGGAUUUUACAGAAAAAAAAAUAAAAAAUAAAAA